Molecule: messenger RNA, 5677 nt
Organism: Seminavis robusta
Lineage: Eukaryota; Bacillariophyta; Bacillariophyceae; Naviculales; Naviculaceae
Source: the annotation of a GenBank genome assembly
UCCAGUCAGACAUCUAUUUAGACAAGAAAUGGAUUUUGUGGCUUCGAUCAUGUCUUCGAGAAGCCGCAGACUUGUGCCGUGCUUGGUGCGUGACACCACCAAUUUGUCUGGUACUGAAUCAGACGUAACAGUUGGUGUAGGACAAACUUUAAAACUCCAGCUGCACCAACCACGGCACCCUCGCCUUUCUCAUUUGUCCCUCUCUACCUUCGGAUUGUGCUUUGGGCAACACCGGUAGGGUGGCAUAAUAUGCAUGUCAUUGCUUUAGAAGACUCAUCGACUCAGUUAGUUGCGGUAGCAUAUAUGCAUAGCUAGCAAAGGUUUUGUUGUUGCCAUUGUUGUUGGCACCUAUCCUUUGGAGGGAGCGCAGCAGUAUCGACAUAAUAGACUGAAGAUUCUCUCGGAACCCUGGCGUUGAAUUCCAUUCCUGGCUCGUCCAUUCAGAUCGUUUCACUUCCGCUGAUUUCGAUUUUCUCGCCCCUGAGGGACGAUACAAAAUUGGAGUGGCCCAGAUAACCUAUUCCUACAACAUACAAGUAACAGUCGGCAUGGGUCCUUCCAUCAUCAAAGUCAAGGCUCCACGCCGCGGCUCCGCUACUGCCUCCACAUCUUCCUGCUCUUCCGGUCUUAACAAUCACAACGACAAUAAUAAUGCGGACCAAGGGCGGCAGCAAGUCAAGGAGGGUAUCAGGGAUGGCCCAUCAAGUCCCCCAGGCAAAGCUCAUCGCAGAGUCAGCUUCACCACGGCUACUACCAUGGAAGACCCUCCUUCUGUCGUCUUGGUGGGGGAUUCUCUGGCCAAUACAACAUGUAGUGAACCCCCGCCGGGAGAUGCCUGGAUGACUGACAAGACGUUUUCCGCUUCCGCUGAUACCUUGCCAUCCUGCAAUCGCCGAGCUCAGCAUACAACAAACAUGAUGGACAACAACUCGUCUACCCAUUCAUCAAGCCCUCCGUCAAAAGGCAACCACUAUGCUUAUUCGUCGUCAUCAGCAGCGACGAGUAGUUAUCUACAAUUCUCGCAAUCCUUUCCAGCGGCUCGGCCCACUCGAACCAAGAGGUCGGCAAGUAGACGGACUUCCCUGGAUUCCUGUUCCACAUUCUCCAGUGCCUAUUCCUCUUCCUGCUAUUCUACCGGAGGAUCCCUGGCUUCACUACUCAUUAGCAAGGAUGAAGCCUUUCAACGGACCAAACUGCUCGAAUGUGUCGAAUGGCUCAGCCGGCAUCUUUCUCGGCAUGUCGUCCAGCAGUUGAUGGCGCAAGUACUAAAGCAGCAACCGUUGAUGUUGAAUUCCGGGGUUUGUCAUCCCCAAGAAGUUGCUUGCACCACUAAUAAUGGAACGGCAAACAACCACCAAACAAGGGCUCGUCGUGGUGGUGCCAAGAGACGACGGGCAUCUGCUUCCGGCGUCGUAGGCUCCUCGAUCAGAACUUAUAGUCAGUCUCCUUCGAGUGAAAUCAUGGCAAGUACCCGCCCCAAACGGCAUUCCCAGCCGACGUUGUCAAACCACAACAAUGAAUUGAAUUCCCCCGCGAGACGAAGCUGUUCCGUGGUUCAAUGCAAGACAAUUGGAAACGAUGAUGGCGCAGCACCUCAUGAUCACGAUGGCCUGAUGAUGAUGAUGGAGGCAUCAGAGCAACGUUGCGAACAACGACGAAUCAAGACACAACAAUCGCUUGAUAGAUUGUCAUCUUCGUUCAACGAUGACAUGUCGCUAUCCGAUGACGAUGACGACGAUGAAGCGAGCAUUGACUUGGCGGCGUUCGAUGAUGAAGAGCCCGCGAAUGGGGACCAUGAACCGGACACUGCAGUCAGUUUUGGAAUGAUACCGCCCGAUUACCAUCCAGCGGCUCUCCUCCUGGUCGAUAUCUCUGGGUUCACAUCUCUUUCCAACAGGCUAUCCCUUCAAAGCCUUUCCGAAACUAUCAACGCAUACUUUCAGCGUAUCGUCACUUGCAUCCAGGACUACGGAGGGGACGUGGUCCGGUUUGCUGGGGACGCCGUCAUGGCAGAAUGGAGAGUGGAUGAGGGCGAAGAAAACGAUGACAGAUGUGUGCAAUUGGCAACGGCGUGCGCUUGCCAAAUCAUUGGGCGCUGCUCCAAUUACCGCGUUUACGAGGACAAGGCAGAAACAACGCUAGUGGCAAGCUUGAACGUCCACUGCGGGAUUGGAUAUGGAACAAUCGUGGGGUUUCAUGCGGGAGACGACAGGCGACGAGAGUUUUUGCUGCUCGGCGACCCAAUACAUCAGGCAUCUGAAGGUAUCAGAUUGGGGAAAGAAGGAGAAGUAGUAGCGUCUCCUCAAGCCUUUAAACGUCUGCGAUCCACCACAGGCCAGAACAUGGACGACGGGCACGAAGCUGAAACAUUAGAGGAGGAGGGUCCACGGGUAGUUUUCUCGUCGCGAGAUGAUUGGCAAGAGACAAGACCGAUUUUUCUCGAUACAGAAAAGGUGCUGAUUCCACCACCGCUCUCUUCAGCGUCCUCAAAACUAGCCACAAAGACUUGGAAAUCUCUCUUGCGAGACUGGGACGUCGCAUCUCUCUUCCGAUUACAAGAACUGAUGUCGCUCUAUGUUCAUCCGAACGUGGUCGAGGGAGAACUUUUCACAAGUGUGUUUCACUGCAAACGAGCGCUGGCCUCGGCAUCUUUUGAUUCCGAUUCUUCCUCCGAAGCAUCCUGUGAACAGAAUCAUAACCGACAGGAGGGGCUCAAGCAGGAUCAACGUAUGUUACAGUCCGAGGCCGAGAUUCGAAAGGUAUUCACUGUCUUCUUGCAACCUGAGAUCUCGGUCGACGUUACUGGCGACCCCAUCGAUGAUCAAGCAAUGAUGGCAACGUUAAAUCAAGUCAUGGUAUUAGCAAACCGCGAGUUGGCUCGAUUCAAGGGUCGCUUGAGACAGUUCAUCGUUGAUGACAAAGGAGUAGUUUUGAUCGCCAACUUUGGGUUGCGAGGUACUGCCUUGGAUUGCAUGAUUGAGACACACGCAAUGCCGUUCGCGGCAAGCCUUCGAUCGGCGCUACAAUCAGAGGCGAAUGUGACUUGUCGCUUGGGCGCCACUUAUGAUGAUGCGUACUGUGGUGUGGUAGGGGGUAUCUCUCGUCACGAAUACGCGGUCCUUGGACCUUCUGUUAAUUUGGCUGCCAGGCUGAUGUGCAGCAAACAGAACCGGGGAUUUCUGGUAGCGUCGGGGGUGCAUGGAGAUGCUACUGGUUGGUCGUUUCGGGCAUUGCAACCAGUCAAGGCCAAGGGAUAUGCCGAGCCCGUGCCUAUUUUCGAACCUGUCAUGCACAGGCGUUCACAGUGGACACGACUUUCCGAGAUUUUCGUUGGGCGAGAGGAAGAGCUCGAAAGCAUAAUGGUUCUUUCAGAGGAUCUCCUAAGAUCAGGAUGCUCCUCAGCUAAGAUGGUUCUGAUCUCUGGGUCCAGUGGGAUGGGGAAGAGCUCUUUAAUGACGCAAGCAAUUGGUCAGAUUCUGGAGGAAUGCGACAAAAGCAAGCACUCUCAUCUCUUUCUUGCGCAGGUGUGUUGCGAAGGCGACCUCUUCCGUCCAUUGAGCGUCUUGGGACCAGUACUUCUAGAUAUCCUUGCGCGGGCAGGAAAGAAGCCCGAGGUUGCUUGUGCAGAUGACUGUCCCGCAGUCGAAACAGUUCAUGGUCCUGCGGGCACAGCACUUUGCAAUAGCGACGGGGCAGUCGCUGUUGAGCAGUUCUACGCCGCCUGCCUCGAUGCGAAUGUCACAAAUGAGUACAUCGAAGCCAUCUACUCACUGGUUUUCCAUCACAAGUGGCCUGAUCUUGAAGGAACAGAAGACAGCUACUCCAACAUUGCGGCGAGCCACUGUUGGUCGACUGCUGAAAAGAAUUCUCUGGCACAACAAGUUGUCUCGAUCCUUCUUCAUUCGACCGUUGAUCUUGAUCUGGUGCUAUUGGGAGUCGACAACGUGUCGUUCAUGGACGAGUUUUCUUGGAAAGUGAUCGAGAUGUGGUAUGCAAACGCAUGUAACCUCAUUGUAUUAGGGGCGUCCAACGCAUCAACAGUAAAGGAUUUCAACAUGUCAGCGGCCUUCUGGGACUACCUGUUCAACGAAGCCUUGGGGUUGAAUAGCUUCCUUCAUAUCGAAUUGCCACCAAUGGGAUUGGAUGAUAUUGACAAAUUGAUCAGCUACCACGAGAAGGCCAAGAAUAUCACAUGCCUUCCAUCUGAUGCCGUGAGAAAGGAAUACGGUCGGGAGCUAUACCUGCAGUCAGGGGGCAAACCGCGAUUGGCUGUGGACAUGAUCGCAAGGUUUGGUGUCAGUGCUGUUGUCUCGCCAGAGGUGUUCGACGGAAACACCACGAAGCAAGCUUCGAACCGUAGAGAAUUUCAUCCUGUGGGGUCUAUGGACUCAGAUGGUGAUUCAUCGUUUGCAGCGCAUGUCCUUCAAAGGUUGGACUCGGUGCCAGCCACAGUUAGAACACAUUUGAACUUGGCAGCAAUUCUUGGAGAAUUCUUUUCAGCGCAAGAUGUUAUUGUCGUUAUGGAAACAUAUCGUGGAAUAAAGGCCGAAGAAAGGGAAGACCACGCGGAACUCGUGUUGGAGGCGCUGCACGAGGCUGUUUCUUUUGGGAUACUCAACGCGGAAAGCAACGACAGUGGCGCUGACAUAGCUACACGGUUCGGCUUCACCCACGGAGCUUGGCGAAAGAAGAUCCUGCAGCUUACGUUGAAUAGCUGGCGGGAUGACAUCCUGGGCUUGGUCGAGCAGAAUUGCGGCUGCAGUGCUGGUUCAAAUGGAUUUUCUCUGGCUCACUACGGUCACGCAGAUUGACAUUGACACCGCGACAAUAAGCAAGUUGCAAGAUGAUGACUUGCCGAACAGAACGAUGCAACAGCCAAGGAGUGAGGGAGGGAGAAAGGGAAACGCAAGGGCACAACGAGGCAGACAGCGACUUGACCUGACACACUAGUCCACAAGUAGGUGUUCAACGGAGAUCAAUCAGUUGCCGUACCGAUACGCCCGCAGCAAUGGUCUGCCAGUGAAGAAUCUAGAAAGCCAGCAGUCUAUUAAUAGUGCCACUAGCUGGGUACGGUACCUGGUACUGUUGGUCGAAUCAUCUGCAACGAAUAAUUGGGCUUGACUGUCUAAAUUACUUCUCCAAAGCAAGCUAGCUAGAAGGGAAAGCCUCAUUUUUGCCUCGUACGGUAAUGGGUGAUGGCUAGCCAGCCGUUCAGGGUGCAAAAGGUUGGCUUCAGCCAUUAUUUAGACUAUGCCAUCCCUAAUAAAAAACAAAGGUCCCUCCAGUUCAGUCCAGGCAGUUCAAAGGAUCGACUCAAUGGGUAUCCAGAGUGGAUUGUUGCAGCUGCCAGGUACUUCUCCCGGCAGUCCAAUCCAUGCAGACAGCUAGCUAGAGUACUCGUACGACUGUACUAGCUAGCUAGUGGUGGUGCAAUAUCAUCUCCCGAACCCUUUUACCUGAGUAAAGCCAGGCAGCCAGCUAAAGAAUUUUCCUGACUAACCAUCAAAAGCCGACCAAUCGGUCGAGGACUUAAUAUCCUACUCGUUCGCGCCAUAGAAAGUUCCUUGGCCUAGACAGAGUUGGCCAACACUCCUAAAUGAAAUAUUUGCAAGUCAUGCGAAACAUUCGUCAAUGGUGUAAGUACCGUAACCAUAAUCCCCUCAGCUUUUGGUUAUUU